AUGAGACCUGCUGUAGGAUCUGCCAUCUCAUGGUGGCAAUACGCUGCCCUUGGGGUCCUGCUCCCCGGCUGGUUGGUAACGGCUAGCCCGGCUGUUAACGUGGCCCUUCAAGCCUCCUUUGACUCGGCCCCGUACCUCGUGGAGCUUCUGGAAUCCGCCGCCGAAGAAAACUCCACCUCCUACUUUCCUUUACUUGACCGCAUUGCUGACGGUGCAUUCGAGGAUGCUGGAACUGAAAAAGAGCUCUAUGACCGCUUCUUGCAGGUUGUCUCUGAUGAUGGCCAUCUUCGCACCCCCGAAGCCCUGUCGUCCUUUAAGCUGUCGCUUGCUGUUCGGUCGUCGGCUCCUCGGAUCGAAGCCCACUAUCAGUUCUAUAAUACUUCUGUCCAGCAGUCGCUGAUGGCUGCUCAGGAUGCAGCAUGUCCGGUCUGGGUUCAUUUUGACGGCAAGCAGUAUUGCUCUGCAGCCAUGGAGCGCCCACAGCAGGACGUCCUGGGUGAAAUGGAACCAAGGGAAUUGCCGUUUGAUCAAGUGCUGGGUGAUACAUCGCUCCCACCAGCCUUCCUCUACGCCGAUGUUUCUUCGCCCAUGUUCAAGGAUUUCCACGAGACAUUGAGCUACUUGGCAAAGCAGGGCCAGAUCUCGUACCGUGUGCGCUACCGCCCCCCUCAGCACUGGACGUCUCGUCCUUUGUUCGUGUCCGGAUAUGGGGUCGAGCUCGCACUCAAACGCACCGAUUAUAUCGUCAUUGAUGACCGAGAUGCGGAGCAACGCGAAGACAAGAAUGCCAAGGACCGCGCUCCCACCGACCCAGAGGAGCUGAAAGAGGAAGCUCCCGAUGACCUGCGCCCUCUUGCUGCUUCCGAAGUCACUAAGCUGGGCUUGAGCUCUGCGGGUUAUGUCAUGGAUAACGCGGACCCGCUGGACACUCUGGUCAAGCUGACGCAGAAUUUCCCCAAGUAUUCCUCAAUGGUGGCCGCGCACAAUGCAUCGGAGGAGUUGCAGGCGGAAAUUCGCGCCAAUCGUGGGAGGAAGCUUCCCCCGGGUUACAAUGGGAUGUGGGUCAACGGUCUCCAGAUCGAUUCUCGGGAGACCGAUGCUUUCUCUCUCUUGGACCUCUUGCGUCGGGAGAGAAAGCUUAUCGAAAAGUUCCGGGGCCUGGGUAUCUCUGCCCAGGAAGCUGUGAAGAUUCUAUCGCACCAGAUCAUUGGCGAGGCUCGGAUCCAGGAGGACUCGCAGCGCUUUGACUACCGCGAUCACCUGGAAGGUGGCCAGGUCAUUAUCUGGCUGAAUGAUAUAGAGAAUGACCCUGUGUAUGAGUCGUGGUCUAGUGACCUUGAGAGGUUUUCCUUCGCCUUUCCGGGACAGUUGCCUCCAGUGAAACGGGAUCUGCAUAAUGUCAUCGUGCCUGUUGAUUUGUCCAAACCCGAGGAUAUGAUGGUGGUGUCUCGACAGAUCUAUACUAUCAUCCAGCGAAUGAUCCCUGUGAGAUUCGGCUUGGUACCCACCACCUCAUCGCCCGAGUCCAUUGCACAACUCAAAGUUGCGCACUAUCUCCAUGAGACCUAUGGACUAGCAUCGCUUGUGCAAUAUUUGCAAGAGGCUGCUUCAAGUUCCAAGUCUUCACUCCCCGAUAAAUCUGGUUUCCUCUCUGCGACAAACGAGCGGGAGCCCCUUACCGAUAAGGAAGCCAUUCCUCUGGAAGAAGUGCUGAAGAGUGAAAAAUACCAUGCGCGGGUUCCCACUACAACUGCUUACCAACGCCGGUUAAGUCUCACCGGCGAAACACCCCAUUCCUUGGUCAAUGGCGUUCCCGUUGCCCGUGGGGACUCCUGGAUCCAAGAUCUGAGCAUGCAAAUCGGCAGCGACUUGAAAUUGGUUCAGCACGGCAUCGCAGAAAAUCUCUUCGAGGAGGAUGCCUGGCUUCCCGAAUUCUUCCUGGCUGGUGCUUUCGAGAGGCACAACACCCUCAUCAUGCCCGAAGACCCCUCGAACGUCCGCAUAGUCGAUCUCGCUAGUGUCUUUGGGUCUGAUGACAUCCUGAACAAUAUUCCUCGGGUUGCAUCGGACCAGAGCGUUUUGGAUAGCGCCCAUGUGAUAGUGGUGGGCGACUUUGAGACAGAGGAGGGACUCAAAUUGCUCUCCGAUGCUCUCGCCUUGCGCAAGGAGCACGGCGAGGUCGAUCUUCUUUUCCUGCAUAAUCCUUCUGCCUCAGAUGAUGGCAGACGUCCCUCGGAGCAUCUUGUUGGGAUCCAUCGUUCACUCCUGAAGGGCGAGGAUAUUGAUCAGAUUUUGGCUCAUAUCGGCGCCGCCGAUAACAACGGGGACCAGGUCUCAGAAGAGGAGAUUCAAGAGCUCUCAACAAUUCAGGAGCUGCAACAGCGACUCGCUGCACAGCUUGGAUUUGGGCCUGGUGUCGAAGGUCUUGUUGCGAACGGCAGAGCCGUCGGCCCUAUUGAAAAGGACUCUACCUUGAGCGUGGAGGAUCUGAAUCAGCUUGUCGCUUACGAACGCAUCAAACGCAUCGAUGUUGCUGCCCUGGUUGUCAAGAACCUCGGACUAGAGUCCAAGCUCUCCAAGCCUCUGGAUCUCGCGAAGCUCAGUUCGCUUGUUGCGCUUUCGAUGAUUUCCGACGUCCCCGAGGGUAUUUUUGACAAUACCCCCGACUACAGAAUCGAUGUGUCUGAAAGGUGGCACACAAAGCACUCCGUGAUUACCGUCUCCAACUCCGAGGACCCAGCAAUUAACGUCGUUGCCAUUCUCGACCCGGCGUCCGAAAUCGCCCAGAAGUGGCUGCCAGUUCUCAAGGUUAUGUCUGAACUGGCAGGCGUGCAGCUGAAGAUUCUCUUGAACCCCAAGGAGGCAAUCAAGGAACUGCCCAUCAAGAGAUUCUACCGCUAUGUGCUUGAAUCAGAGCCAUCGUUCAAUGGCGAUGGGUCCCUGUCACGGCCCCAGGCCUCGUUCUCCGGCGUCCCCGUUGAGGCACUCCUCACUCUGGGCAUGGACGUGCCCUCGCCAUGGCUCGUAGCGCCGAAGGAGUCGGUCCAUGAUCUCGACAAUAUCAAGCUAAACUCUCUGAAGACGGAAUCCAAUGUUGACGCCAUCUACGCGCUCGAGCACAUUCUGAUUGAGGGUCACUCGCGUGAUGUGACAACUAAAGGGCCCCCGCGAGGCGUGCAGCUGGUCCUGGGUACCGAGAACCACCCCGAAUACGCGGAUACCAUCAUCAUGGCCAACAUCGGCUACUUCCAGUUUAAGGCGCAGCCGGGUCUGUGGCAGAUCAACCUCAAGCCUGGCAGUAGCGAGAAGGUUUUCAAUAUCGACAGUGUUGGCGGUCUUGGGUAUCAGCCGCAGCCUGGCGACGACAAUGCAGAGGUCGCUCUGCUGUCGUUCCAGGGCCGCACUCUUUUCCCGCGUCUCUCCCGGAAACCCGGCCACGAGGAGGAUGAUGUGCUUGAGGAAGGACCGGAACGUGGUACAACCAUGGACUACGUUUCAAAGGGACUGAACUUUGCCUCGGGUGUGCUCUCCAGCGUGGGACUCAACACCAAGGCAGGAGGCGAGCAGCACGCAGACAUCAACAUCUUCUCCGUCGCCAGUGGGCACCUCUACGAGCGCAUGCUGAACAUCAUGAUGGUGUCCGUGAUGCGGCACACAAAGCACACCGUCAAGUUCUGGUUCAUCGAGCAAUUCCUCUCGCCAUCCUUCCGCGCCUUCUUGCCCCAACUCGCUGCCGAAUACGGCUUCUCAUACGAGAUGGUCACCUACAAGUGGCCGCACUGGCUGCGCUCCCAGCGCGAGAAGCAGCGCGAGAUCUGGGGAUACAAGAUCCUCUUCCUGGACGUGCUCUUCCCACUCUCCCUGGACAAGGUGAUCUUCGUCGACGCCGACCAGAUCGUCCGCACAGACCUGUACGACCUGGUCACGCACGACCUCGAAGGCGCGCCCUACGGCUUCACACCCAUGGGCGACUCGCGCGUCGAAAUGGAGGGCUUCCGCUUCUGGAAACAGGGCUACUGGAAAGACUUCCUGCGCGGCCACCCCUACCACAUCUCCGCGCUAUAUGUCGUCGACCUCACGCGCUUCCGCGCCCUCGCUGCGGGUGACCGCCUCCGGGGCCAGUACCAGAUGCUCUCUGCCGACCCCCACAGCCUCAGCAACCUCGAUCAGGAUCUGCCCAACCAUAUGCAGCACAACAUCCCCAUCCACAGUCUGCCGCAGGAGUGGCUGUGGUGCGAGACCUGGUGUGCUGAUGCGGAUCUUGCCUCCGCGCGCACUAUCGAUCUCUGUAAUAACCCGCAGACGAAGGAGCCGAAGCUCGCUCGGGCUCGUCGCCAGGUCCCCGAAUGGACUGUUUAUGAUGAUGAGAUUGCGGCUUUGGCGAAGCGUGUGGCUCGUGAGCAGGAGGUGCGCUUUGUGCAGUCUGGGGAGGAUCCUGAGGGUCAGGGUGAAGAGGUUCAGGAACCUGUUACGGAGACGGAAGAGAAGGAAGAGACGCAGGAGACGGAGCAUGACCGCAAAGAUGAGCUAUAG
Messenger RNA from Penicillium alfredii, 4533 nucleotides. Its product is annotated as putative UDP-glucose:glycoprotein glucosyltransferase. The record is from RefSeq and is a predicted model, not a curated record. The coding region runs from base 1 to 4533 and encodes 1510 amino acids. Gene Ontology annotation, cellular component: endoplasmic reticulum. Lineage: Eukaryota; Fungi; Ascomycota; Eurotiomycetes; Eurotiales; Aspergillaceae. Gene Ontology annotation, molecular function: UDP-glucose:glycoprotein glucosyltransferase activity. The transcript is spliced from 5 exons.